AUAAAUAUCGCGUCCUGUUGCAACUAUUUCGAUCACACACCUCUGUUGGUCUUCUCAUAAGCUCUUCCCUCUUCGUUUGCAUCAGCUCACUUUCUCUUUCUUCAGAUCUACUACAAUGGUGAAGGAACCAGUUCGUGUACUCGUCACUGGUGCUGCAGGACAAAUUGGAUAUGCUCUUGUCCCCAUGAUUGCCAGAGGAGUGAUGCUGGGUGCUGACCAGCCGGUGAUCCUCCACAUGCUCGAUAUUCCUCCUGCUGCAGAGGCCCUGAACGGAGUGAAAAUGGAAUUGGUUGAUGCCGCUUUUCCUCUCCUUAAAGGUGUUGUUGCUACUACUGAUGUUGUUGAGGCUUGUACUGGAGUCAACAUUGCAAUCAUGGUUGGUGGGUUUCCUAGGAAAGAGGGCAUGGAAAGAAAAGAUGUGAUGUCAAAGAAUGUCUCCAUUUACAAGUCCCAAGCUUCUGCUCUAGAGAAGUAUGCUGCUGCAAACUGCAAGGUUUUGGUUGUUGCUAAUCCUGCCAACACAAAUGCAUUGAUCCUGAAGGAAUUUGCACCAUCUAUCCCUGAGAAGAACAUUACUUGCUUGACAAGGUUGGACCAUAACAGGGCCCUUGGUCAAAUCUCAGAGAGACUGAAUGUUCAAGUAUGUGACGUUAAAAAUGCUAUCAUUUGGGGAAAUCACUCCUCAACUCAAUAUCCUGAUGUCAACCAUGCAACUGUUAAGACACCAGCGGGAGAGAAGCCCGUCCGUGAGCUUGUGGCUGAUGAUGAGUGGUUGAAUGGAGAAUUCAUUAAGACUGUCCAACAGCGUGGUGCUGCAAUUAUCAAGGCUAGAAAGUUUUCUAGUGCAUUAUCUGCUGCUAGUUCUGCCUGUGAUCACAUACGUGACUGGGUCCUGGGAACUCCAGAGGGCACUUGGGUUUCUAUGGGUGUAUACUCUGAUGGCUCAUACAAUGUGCCAGCUGGGCUCAUUUAUUCCUUCCCAGUUACUUGCUGCAAUGGAGACUGGAAAAUUGUUCAAGGACUAUCAAUUGAUGAGUAUUCAAGGAAGAAGUUGGACUUGACUGCCGAAGAGCUCACUGAGGAAAAAACUCUGGCAUACUCUUGCCUCUCUUGAAUAUCUUGUUCCCUUUUAAACUGCUGAAACGAGUAGGCGUUGAGCUUUGUGUGUUAAUAGAAGUAGCUACUACAGCUUUGAAUAAUUCCAUUAUUUGGAUUCAUGAGGAAUGGGUAAUAAUGAUGGACGAUGGGCUGCUUCUAUAGAUCUGUACUCUUGGUGCAGUCUUUAUGAGGAUAUUUGAAUUUUGAACAAUUCUAUCAGGGGAUUGAAACCCUUUACUGGGUAUUUGAAUGAGAUUCAUAAUAGUAUGUGUUUUUUUAUUUU
Cornus florida is the source of this 1381-nucleotide messenger RNA. Its product is annotated as malate dehydrogenase, cytoplasmic. The transcript is spliced from 7 exons. Lineage: Eukaryota; Viridiplantae; Streptophyta; Magnoliopsida; Cornales; Cornaceae. The coding region runs from base 116 to 1114 and encodes 332 amino acids. The record is from RefSeq and is a predicted model, not a curated record. Gene Ontology annotation, molecular function: L-malate dehydrogenase (NAD+) activity. Gene Ontology annotation, biological process: malate metabolic process; oxaloacetate metabolic process; tricarboxylic acid cycle.